This is a messenger RNA of Hibiscus syriacus, 3177 nucleotides long. RefSeq names its product glutamate receptor 3.2-like. The record is from RefSeq and is a predicted model, not a curated record. Gene Ontology annotation, cellular component: plasma membrane. The transcript has 7 exons. Gene Ontology annotation, biological process: G protein-coupled receptor signaling pathway. The coding region runs from base 124 to 2916 and encodes 930 amino acids. Gene Ontology annotation, molecular function: G protein-coupled receptor activity; ligand-gated monoatomic ion channel activity. NCBI's taxonomy places the organism in Eukaryota, Viridiplantae, Streptophyta, Magnoliopsida, Malvales, Malvaceae.
UAUUUUCAGCCACUUCUCCUGAAUUCGACCUCCAUGCUUUUGCUUUGAGCUUGUGAGUAAUCUGAGUAUUCCAUUAAUUUAUUUCCUAUUUGGUGCUUGAAGAUGUAUGGUGAAUGGUGAGAUAUGUCAUUCAUUGCCACCAUGAACCUGGUUUUGCUGCUCCCAACUUUCAGUAUCUUUAUUGGAGUGUUCUCAGAAGAGGUUUCACAGCCUGGUACUGUGAAUGUUGGAGCUAUAUUCUCAUUCAACACUAUUAAUGGGAAAGUCGCAAGGGCCGCAAUGAAGGCCGCCGAGGAUGAUAUUAACUCCGAUCCAAGUGUUCUUGGUGGAAGGAAAUUGUCUAUAACACUGCAUGAUUCUAACUUCAGCUCAUUUCUUGGCAUUAUUGGAGCAUUGCAGUUCAUGGAGACUGAUACCGUAGCAAUAAUUGGUCCACAAAGUGCUGUGAUGGCUCAUGUUCUAUCGAACCUUGCAAAUGAACUCCAGGUUCCUCUAUUGUCGUUCACGGCUCUAGAUCCCAGCCUGACACCUCUACAGUAUCCUUUCUUUGUUCAAACAGCACCUAAUGAUGAAUUCCAGAUGGCAGCCAUUUCUGAGAUGGUUAGCUAUUUCAGUUGGAGUGAAGUGAUUGCUGUUUUCAGUGAUGAUGAUCAAGGAAGAAACGGUGUAAUCACAUUAGGUGAUAAACUUGCAGAUAGGCGUUGCAGAAUUGCCUAUAAAGCUGCACUGCCACCGGACUCGAUGGCCAAAAGACACGAUGUUUCCAGGGAACUAGAAAAGAUUCAAAUGAUGGAGUCUCGAAUUAUAGUUCUUCACACUGACUCAAAGACAGGUCUCUUGGUCUUUGAAGUGGCCAAGAGCCUUGGAAUGAUGCGGAAAGGAUAUGUUUGGAUAGCUUCUUCUUGGUUGUCCACUGUUCUAGAUUCCAUUUCCCCGCUUAAACCUGAGAUAGCAAACUCAAUCCAAGGAGCACUUACACUUCGCCCUCAUACACCUGAUUCCAAAAGGAAAAGAGACUUUUUGUCACGUUGGAACCGGCUGAGUAACGGUACUAUUGGGUUUAACUCUUACGGUCUAUAUGCCUAUGACACUGUUUGGAUCAUAGCUCAUGCAGUUAGGUUGCUACUCGAUCAGGGGGGCAAAAUUUCAUUUUCAAAUGAUACAAGAUUAAAUGGUUAUACUGGGAGCGGUCUAAAUCUUUCUGCAUUGAAUAUAUUUGAUGGAGGGAAGCAGUUGCUUAAGAACAUAUUGGAGACAAAUAUGACUGGUCUGACAGGGCAUGUCCAGUUUAAUCAAGAAAGAUCCCUGAUAAAUCCUUCAUAUAACAUUAUUAAUGCGGUUGAAACUGAGCAUCGACUGGUUGGAUACUGGUCUAACUACACUGGUUUGUCCAUUGUGCCACCAGAGACACUUUAUUCGAAAAAGCCUAACCGUUCGAGUUCAAACCAACAUCUAGACAGUGUGGUAUGGCCUGGGGGAGAAACGGCAAGGCCUCGUGGCUGGGUUUUUCCUAAUAAUGGAAGAGAAUUAAGAAUUGGAAUUCCAAGGCGAGUUAGUUACCGAGACUUUGUCUUGUUAGUCAAUGGUACCAAUAAAGUGCAAGGAUAUUGCAUAGACGUGUUCCUUGCUGCAAUCAAAUUGCUUCCGUAUGCUCUUCCCUAUAGGUUUAUUCCAUUUGGAGAUGGCCAUAAGAACCCGAGCUAUUAUGAGCUUGUCAGUAAAAUCAAGUCCGGUGUAUUUGAUGGCGUGGUGGGUGAUGUUGCCAUUGUGACAAACCGAACAAGAAUAGUCGAUUUCACUCUGCCGUAUAUAGAAUCAGGGCUGGUUGUCGUAGCUCCAGUUAAAAAGAUAAGCUCGAGUGCUUGGUCCUUCGCACGACCAUUUACUCCAUUGAUGUGGGCUGUCACAGCCGCAUUUUUCCUCAUUGUGGGAUCAGUUGUGUGGAUCCUUGAGCAUAGAAGAAACGAUGAAUUCCGGGGACCUCCUAACCAGCAACUUGUCACAAUUUUGUGGUUCAGCUUCUCUACAAUGUUUUUUGCUCAUAGAGAAAAUGUAGUGAGCACGCUUGGUCGCCUUGUAUUGAUCAUAUGGCUUUUCGUCGUUCUGAUAAUCAACUCGAGCUAUACCGCAAGCUUGACAUCAUUCCUCACGGUGCAACAGUUAUCAUCACCCAUUAAAGGAAUUGAAACCUUAAUAAGUAGCAAUGAACGAAUAGGCUUCCAAGUCGGAUCUUUUGCUGAAGGAUAUCUAAGAGAGGAACUGAAUAUUCCAAAAUCGAGACUCGUUCCACUUGGCUCACCGGAAGAGUAUGCCCUUGCCCUUGAGAAGAGAAGAGUAGCCGCACUAAUCGAUGAGCGACCAUAUGUGGACCUCUUCCUGUCGAAUCACUGUAAAUUCUCGGUUAGAGGCCAGGAGUUCACGAAAGGCGGAUGGGGAUUUGCUUUUCCUAGAGACUCUCCAUUAGCCAUUGACAUGUCAACUGCCAUUCUUGCUCUAUCUGAGAAUGGUGAACUUCAGAGGAUUCGUGACAGAUGGCUGUCGAAACGUGCUUGUAGUUCCGACAAUACUGAGGAUGAUAUCGAACAGCUCGACUUAAAAAGCUUCUGGGGGCUAUUCCUUAUAUGUGGUAUUGCAUGUAUGCUUGCUCUCCUUGUCUACUUUUGGUUGAUGUUUCGCCAGUUCAGCCGGCAGCGUUCCGAGGAACUUGAUACCACCAGCCCUGCUAGCUCCCGUUCCGCUCGUCUUCAUACAUUUCUGUCAUUCGUCGAUGAGAAGGUAGAGAGAUCCAAAAGCAGCUCGAAAAGAAAACGCGAGAGUAUGUCUCGAAAUGGAUAUCAUAUAGAUGAUGAAUCGACACGGAGAUCAGUGAGGAUGGAGAGGAGCAUUUCCCAUGAAAGGCAGAAUGGUGAGACUUGAGUUACUAAAGAUGUAUUCAGUUCCAGCUGUGCAGUACUCUCACAUUCGUCUCCAUCCUUGGGUCGGAAAUGAAUCGGCUUUUUCCGGUUUCGGUCAAAAAUUUUCCUCCUUUUCUCUGGUCUAUCAGUUCUCCUGUGGUUUAUGCUGAAUUCAAUCAGGUAUACAAAGGCAUUAACUUACAAAUGUAGCAUAUUGAUCAAUAAUUCUUAAGAAACAGUGCAAAGUUUAUGGUUUUCAGCUCCGUUUAAACAUUUCAGACUU